UUUUAUUAGAAAAUUAUUUAAAAGUUUCGUUUUUCGUCGUCGUCGUCAUCGUUUGGAUCAAGUGUUUCAAGCCAAGUUUCUUCUAUUUCAAAAAACAACAAAAUAACUGAAAAACAAUCAUCAUCAUGGCGACCAAAAUGAAUAAAAAUGAUGAUGAAGAAAAUAGUAAAAGUAAUGAUAAUAAUAACACUGGUGGUGGUGGUGGUACAAAUAAUGAUAAUAAUAAUCAUAUUGAUCAACAACAACAACAACAACAACCGCAACAACAACAACAACAAAUUCAAAUGGUUAUGGAUCCACAACCAUCGUUUGUUGAUUAUUCAAAAUAUUUAAAAAAUGAACAACAACCGCAGCAGAAAAUUGAUCCAAAUGUUUCAUCAACAACGAAUAAUCAACCGAAUAAUAAUGUAAAUGAUGAUAAUAAUGGUAAUCUUUUACCAAAAUCAGUAAUAGAAGAACGUACCAAAAUGAUACGAUCAUUGAUUGAAGAACACAAAUCAACAAAAAAUACUAAAAGUAAUGCUGCUACCGGUGGUGGUGCAGGUGGAGUUGUAAAUGAUCGUCAAUCAACCAAAAGCGAUUCAUCAUUAUCAUUAACAAGAGCAGUAAAAUUAUUACGUAGUAAACGUAAAUCAUGUACAAAAAAGAAAAAAACAAUAAAUUCAGAUUCAAAAUCAUAAAUUUGAAAGUGAUGAACGAUUGUAAUCGAUUGUAAUCGAUUGUUCGAUAGUGGAAACACACAAAACAAACACACAUCAUAUUUAUUAUCAUAAA
Molecule: messenger RNA, 774 nt
Organism: Dermatophagoides pteronyssinus (European house dust mite)
Lineage: Eukaryota; Metazoa; Arthropoda; Arachnida; Sarcoptiformes; Pyroglyphidae
Source: RefSeq, a predicted model, not a curated record